CUUUCGUUUUUUAAGCCUGAGAAAAAAAGAAACGCGAAUAAGAAACUAUUUAUUCGAGUCGUCUCGAAGUAAAUACAAGUGCGACCGACUCCUUUGCGUAACCUGUUUUGAACACAGAGGAGACAGAACACGACGCGCGACCGCUUGCAGUUGUUCGGCCAACGGUCCACCGAUUUUAUUUCGAGUUUAAAUCGCUGGGGUGGUGCAUACGAGCGUUUUCGCGGUGAUAAUUUCACGCGGUAGAAAUUGAACGAUCGUCGAAGUGAAUUGUUUGACUCGUUCGAGGACCGACAGCAUACAAGACGACCCGGUACAAACUCUACUCGGAUCUAAAUUUCUCGGAUCUCAAUUUCCGACAAAACCAUCCCUCGUUCACCAUGAUGGAGGACAAGAACCAGUGGGACUACUCGAUCCAAAACGGACCGAGCACAUGGGUAACGAAAUUCCCAAUGGCGGCCGGUUCCAGGCAAAGUCCGGUGAACAUCGAGACCGAUCGGGUCGAGUCCGAUCACGAGGCUCUAAGUAACAAACCCCUGCGAUGGAAGUAUCCGGCCACCGCUUCCCGGAAGCUCGUUAAUCCGGGUUAUUGCUGGCGCGUGGAUGCCGAUGGCGAAGGCACUUUUUUGAGCGGUGGUCCUCUGAUCGACGAUGUCUAUAAGCUGGAACAGUACCACUGUCAUUGGGGAUGCAGCGAUUCCAGGGGGUCGGAACAUACUGUGGAUAGCCAAGCGUUCGCGGGAGAGUUGCAUCUAGUUCAUUGGAACACGAGCAAGUAUAACACGUUCGCCGAAGCCGCGAAAGCAUCAGAUGGCCUCGCUGUUCUCGGUGUCUUUCUGAAGGUGGGCAAGACGCACCACGAAAUGGACAAGAUAGCGCGUAUGUUGCCAUACGUGUCGCAUAAGGACGAAGUCGUAGAAAUUGCCGAACUUAUCGAUCCCAGUAAACUCCUUCCUGACGACAACGGUUACUGGACGUACCUGGGCUCAUUGACCACGCCACCCUGCAACGAAAGCGUUACAUGGAUCCUGUUCAAGAAAUGCAUCGAGGUGUCCCAUCAUCAGCUUAACAUAUUUCGUAACCUGCGGAAGUUCCCGCGUGGAGAAGAAUGUCCUUGCCACGAAAACCAUGGAGUGGUAAUCAACAACUUCCGUCCGCCCCUGCCGCUCGGGAAUCGCGUGUUGCGGGAGUGCGGCAGCUUCUGAGCGGGGCCGGGUUUCGCUCGCUCGCUCGAGCCACGAGACGAUCGACGUGGUACUACCGUUUCGCACGAUUCGGGAAUCCGGUCCGUCGACGUCGGCCGAAAGAUAACCCGGAAAGAAACGACCCGCGGCUGAUCCUCGCGACAACUGGUCGCCUUUUUCCGGAUAUCCGAACCGGAUCGAUCCGAUCCUAGCCAGCGACAAAUCGUUAACAGGAGGUGCAACGAACUGGGUCCGCUCGCGACCUUCGAACGAUCGUUCACCCCCCACUUCGAUUACCAAGUGCAAUUAAAUAGUAGAUUAAACGAGAGCAUUACUUCGCUUGACCGUAACCGUAGGGACUAGAUUUAGUCGGAGGACACCGCCGUUAAUGGAUCAA
This is a messenger RNA of Dufourea novaeangliae, 1578 nucleotides long. RefSeq names its product carbonic anhydrase 2-like (gene CAH1). Lineage: Eukaryota; Metazoa; Arthropoda; Insecta; Hymenoptera; Halictidae. The coding region runs from base 378 to 1202 and encodes 274 amino acids. Gene Ontology annotation, molecular function: zinc ion binding; carbonate dehydratase activity. The record is from RefSeq and is a predicted model, not a curated record. Gene Ontology annotation, cellular component: cytoplasm. The transcript is spliced from 7 exons.